AUGUACUUAUACUCGAUUUUGAAGCAACAAGAAAGCUUUGGCUGGGUACAAGCAAAUUAUCGAAAGGCAAAAGAGAGGGGUUACUUUAUUGGUCACAAGCCUUCUACUCAGAAGUCUUGGAGGAACAUGUGGUGCCUGGCUUAUGGUGACUGGGAGUGUCCACCAGGGAAGACCGUCACCAAACACAUUUCUACCCUUCCAGUCUAUAGGUCAUUGGCCCCAUCCAUUAAGACUGAUUUAUCCAAGGAGCAAGAAGACGAAGUUGAGAGGGUGAGGUCACUGUUGUUAGAGACCGAGCGUGAAUGCCGAAACUUAGUCACCCAGAAGAAUCUGUUCGAGUCCGAACUCUUGCAAAGGAUGACAUGUGUUAUAAAGGGAAGCACGAAGGCGACUAGGAAGCACCCUAGAAAUGACAAUGAGGGGUGGGUUGUCGAUGUUUUGGGGAAGAGGAAGGCGCUGGAGGAAGCUCACCAGAGUAUGAUGGGGAUGGGGCCGAGACUUCCUCCCUUUGAUCUGCUGGCACCGCCGAAGCUUCCUUUUGGUAUUAAGGAUGUUUUUCCUGAGGGGGUGGAGAAAGUGGACUUCUCCAAGCUGCAUCGGCAGAAGAAUGAGGUGAACCUGGCCAUGCAUCGGCAUGAGAUUCCCUUGGUGAACGUCUUCCUGGAAGGCGUGAACAGACCCUGA
Prunus armeniaca (apricot) is the source of this 684-nucleotide messenger RNA. The record is from the annotation of a GenBank genome assembly. Lineage: Eukaryota; Viridiplantae; Streptophyta; Magnoliopsida; Rosales; Rosaceae.